AUGAGUCGCCUCUACAGAUUUAGCCCCAAAGCUCUUAUUCCCCUGGUAAUCCUGCAGGGGGCAGCUGUAGUGCUCUUCUGCAGCUGGUAUGCUCAGAUUGACCCCUUCCGCUUAUCUCAACCCAAAGUUCACAUUCUCCUGCUGUCGUCAUGGCGAUCAGGUUCAUCCUUCCUGGGCCAGGUUUUCAGUCAGCACCCGUCUGUUUUCUAUCUCUCGGAGCCCACUUGGCACGUGUGGACCAAAGGGUGGAAAUCUGGCCUACGAGCUCACAGAUUUGCAGUGAGGGAUCUCUUAUGGCAUAUUUAUCAUUGUGACCUCUCUGUGAUGCGUUCCUACCUUUCAGAAAAACACAAUGUGUCCUCUUUGUUUAUGUGGACUCAAAGCCGGGCGCUUUGCUCGCCACCGGCCUGCCCCCUAAUGGCUACCAACCACACUCAGUGCCUACAGAGAUGUGAUGCUCAGGGUUUGAAGAAGGUGGAAGACACCUGUCAUGGACACUCUCAUAUUGUGAUUAAAGAUGUAAGAUUUUUUGAGCUGGAAUCUCUUUAUCCCCUUCUGCAAGACCCCAACCUGGACCUCCGCAUUGUUCACCUAGUUAGAGACCCUCGGGCUGUGAUGCGGUCGAGAGAGAAUUCAGCCAAGGCUUUACGUAGGGACAACGCCAUUGUCUUGGAGCAUCGAAAGGUUCCAGAGGCCAAUGUGCAGUACGAAGUCAUGCAGGAGGUCUGCCAGAGCCACAUGCGGAUCAAUGAAAGAGCAAAACUGAAACCACCCCCGUUUCUCGAAGGUCGCUACAAAAUGAUUCGCUUUGAAGACGUAGCACGCAACCCUCUGAAGGAGAUAAACAACAUGUACAAGUUUGUAGGAUUAAAGUUAAACAGAAAACUUGAGGACUGGGUCUACAGAGUGACACACGGAAAGGGUCAAGGCACUUUUAAGGAAGCUUUUCAGAUCACCUCCAGGAACGCCACUGAGGUCUCGCAAGCUUGGCGCGUAACAAUGCAACACAGCAAGGUGAAACACAUUCAGGAGGUGUGUAGAGGAGCCAUGUCGCUGCUCGGCUACAAGACAGUUCACAGCAAAGAGGAGCAGAGGAGACUCGAUGACGAUCUGCUGGUGCAACGGCAGUUCACCUGGAGGCUAGCUAAAACAUGA
This is a messenger RNA of Cyprinodon variegatus (sheepshead minnow), 1155 nucleotides long. Its product is annotated as carbohydrate sulfotransferase 5-like. Lineage: Eukaryota; Metazoa; Chordata; Actinopteri; Cyprinodontiformes; Cyprinodontidae. Gene Ontology annotation, biological process: sulfur compound metabolic process; N-acetylglucosamine metabolic process. The coding region runs from base 1 to 1155 and encodes 384 amino acids. The transcript has a single exon. Gene Ontology annotation, molecular function: N-acetylglucosamine 6-O-sulfotransferase activity. The record is from RefSeq and is a predicted model, not a curated record.